Penicillium lagena is the source of this 423-nucleotide messenger RNA. RefSeq lists its product as uncharacterized. The transcript has a single exon. NCBI's taxonomy places the organism in Eukaryota, Fungi, Ascomycota, Eurotiomycetes, Eurotiales, Aspergillaceae. The record is from RefSeq and is a predicted model, not a curated record. The coding region runs from base 1 to 423 and encodes 140 amino acids.
AUGCUUUAUGUCACCCAUUGGGUUCACCCAGAUGCGGUGUUCAGUGGGGGAGAGAUUCGCCGAGGAGCUAACCUCCAGCGCAGUGCUAGAAGUAGCUCUGGGUGGUUAUUCGGUGCUGGAUGGAAGAAUAAAGCUCAAUCCUGUUUGAACGAGCGCAGACAAGCCUCCAUCCCAGCGCCUACGUCCCGAUGGGCUCUUAACAUCAAGUACCGGGUGGCUACAUCCUACACGCAGAGUAGUACUGACAUCUGUUUUGAAGUAUAUUCUGAACACUUUCAUCCCGAAGCACCGUCUGAUCUCCUCUAUUCGGAUGGAACGGCAGUUGGGAACGUAACGGGCUUCUUCAAGAUGUCCACUCGUGCGUAUGAAAAGGAGUGGGAAAUCGAACGGAAGCUGUGGAGGUUGACUCCGUUUGGGGUGUGA